Molecule: messenger RNA, 3883 nt
Organism: Lepus europaeus (European hare)
Lineage: Eukaryota; Metazoa; Chordata; Mammalia; Lagomorpha; Leporidae
Gene: WDR5B
Product: WD repeat domain 5B
Exons: 1
Coding region: 473-1462 (329 amino acids)
Cellular component (GO): Set1C/COMPASS complex
Molecular function (GO): histone binding
Source: RefSeq, a predicted model, not a curated record
GACGGCAGCCGCGGAGGCCUGUUGGUACCUGCGGCGAGCGGAGUGCCGGCCCGGGACUCGCAAUGCCGGUGGCUAUGUCGGUUUUCUUUUAGCUUCUGAAACGAUCUGCUCCGGGCGGCGGUUCGGUCAUCUUCCAGGACCUGGUCGGUCUGGUGGGGGUUGCAGUGUUUUCAGUGCGGAGCUGGGGGGACCGCCCCCGCCCGGCCGCCGAUUUGGUUAGUACCUGCUGGCCGACGGCGCUUGGGAACCUUUUAAAAGUCUCUCUCAAGUAUUUACCUGAAGAACGGGAAGGCCAAACCGUGAUGCUGAUUCAAUAUAUGUCAUAGUUAAGACGAUCCAGACAUUGGAAUCGUUAACAGACGAUUGUUUGAUCGAUGUUUUUACUUUCACUUUGCUGGACAGAAAGACGAAACUGGACUGCCCGUUUCAGGCCGGACGCCCAGCCACGCUUGUGGCUCGACGCCUCAGAGCCAUGGCAACAGACGAGCCAGGAGACGCUAAGGCCCAGUCCCACGUCUCAGCUUCCAGUCAGCGCCAGCAGGUGCCUGCAAAGCCCAGCUACGCGCUCAGCUCCACCCUCGCGGGACACACGCAGGCGGUGUCGUCGGUCAAGUUUAGUCCUAGCGGAGAGUGGCUAGCCAGCUCUUCUGCUGAUAAACGAAUUAUCAUUUGGGGAGCAUAUGAUGGAAAACUUGAAAAAACCCUGUAUGGUCACAGACUGGAGAUCUCAGACGUUGCUUGGUCGUCGGAUUCCAGUCGUCUCGUUUCUGCUUCAGAUGAUAAGACGCUGAAGAUAUGGGAUGUGAAGUCUGGGAAAUGCUGGCGAACACUGAAGGGGCACAGCAAUUACGUCUUCUGCUGUAAUUUCAACCCCGCGUCCAACCUCAUCGUUUCAGGGUCUUUCGACGAGAGUGUGAAAAUAUGGGAGGUGAAAACAGGGAAGUGCCUUAAGACUUUGUGUGCUCAUUCUGACCCGGUGUCCGCUGUUCAUUUUAACUGCAGUGGGUCCUUGAUAGUGUCAGGUAGCUAUGACGGUCUCUGUAGAAUCUGGGAUGCUGCAUCAGGUCAGUGUUUAAAAGUGCUUGUUGACGAUGUCAACCCUCCUGUCUCCUUCGUAACAUUUUCUCCAAAUGGUAAAUAUAUCCUCACUGCGACUUUGGACAAUUCUCUUAAACUGUGGGAUUAUAGCAGAGGCAGAUGCCUGAAGACAUACACAGGGCAUAAAAAUGAGAAAUAUUGCAUAUUUGCCAGUUUCUCAGUUACUGGUGGGAAGUGGGUUGUGUCCGGUUCAGAGGAUAACCUGGUUUACAUCUGGAACCUUCAAACUAAGGAGAUUGUGCAGAAAUUACAAGGUCACACAGAUGUCGUGAUCUCAGUGGCUUGUCAUCCUACACAAAACAUCAUUGCAUCGGCAGCAUUAACAAGUGACAAAACAGUUAAACUCUGGAUGAGUAACUACUGAACCCCACGGGGAACUGCGCAGUAGAGCUGAGGUGACCAAAAAACACCUGACUGAAGAUGGCAGUUUCUCUCCCCUUUGGUUUUAUAUUUCUGUAUAAAUUUUUGAAAAUUUUGAAAUAACGCAAACUUUAAAAAAUGACAUGAAGGAACAGGUGUUUAGGUUAGUAGUUCAGAUGCUUGCAUCCCACAUCAGGGCACCUGGGUUCAAGUCCCAGCUCUGGCUCCUGACUCCAGCUUCCUGCUAAUGCAGUCCCUGGGGCACAGUGGUGAUGGUUCAAGUAAUCGGGUUCCUGCCACCCAUGUGGGACCCAUAUUGGGUUUCCAGCUUUAGCCCCAGCCAUUGUGGAUAUUUGGAUGGGAGCUCUCGCUAUCCUCUACUUCUUGAUUUAAAAAAAAAAAAAAAAAGCCAGCUGGGAAAGCAAGCCUAGAAUGUGGAGCUUCUGACGUGUCAUCGAGAGUGUCAGCAUUCAUCGCGGGUGUCUGUAUCUGGGUGGUCUCCUCCCAGUGACAGAGCUUCAGUGUAUUUGGGGAAUAUUUACAAGUAAAUAUGUACUUGUUAACUGAGGGGAGCAGGGGAGUUUGGAGUAAUUCCAAAUAGUUCCAGGCAUAAGCCUGGACUGGAAGUAUAUAUCAGAGGUCACCACACACUUUUGGUGACAUCCUGUAUGAUUGCAUGGAACAGUCCACGGAAUCAAAUCUAGAAAUUGGGAAAAAUAAGUCACAGUUAGGUUCAUUCAAAGAGUUUAAAAUUUUCCAUUUUUUACCAAGCGGAAAACAAACCAACCCAAAACAGGUGUCUGGAUUUCGGUGAAGGAGCUCUCACUCCUGUGCUGUAUUGUGCCACCCUGUGAUUUUCAGGCAAUCUGACAUGUCAGGCUGGUGGGAUGGCUCUCCUUCACAAUGUGUCUGUCUCCUACCCACACUUCAAACUCAGCUCACUCAUCACCACUUGCAGAGCCGUCACUUCCUGCCUGCCUCCAACCCAGCUAGCAGCUGAAUUAGGUUUUCCUGCCUGUUCCCAUAGCUUCUGUUACGAAGUUCAAAAUACAUUAUUUACCGGUUUUUAUUGUAAUGGUUUCAGUUGGUUAUGGUCUCUGGAGUUGGGAAGUGUAUCUUAGUAAUCUUUGUAUUGUUGGUUUGUGUGUAGAGAAGGGGCUUAAGUCACGUUGGGUGAAUGACAAUGAAUGACACCACAUCUUCAUUCCUUGCCUGCUUUUGAUGAAUUUUGGUAUAAAUUCCCCAAACUGUCAUGUUAAUUCAAAAGUACCUAACGACAGCCUCACAUAUUAACUUUGCUAAACAGUGCUUACAAGAAAUAUAGAGUAGAAAGUGGUUUCUGCCCACCUAACCUUUAGAGUUAUGGUAAGCAUAACAAAAAUAGGCCAACAGUCAUUUAACUGGAACUAACCAGGGAAACACUCUUCAUAUGGAAAGAUGUCAUUUUUACUGUAUUAACAUAUUAGGUGAAUAUGUGAGAUCAAAUUCUCGCAAAUAGCAAAUGAGGCACAGGACAACAUUCGUCUUUGAUCCCCAGCAAAGCUCAGUACCACCUGCCAUUUGGGAAAUGUCUGUGAUGGUGUCUGUGAGGACACGAGUGGUGCCCGGGAGCUCCACCGUGGGUCCUUGCUCAAGGUGUUCUGCACUCAUCUUUCUCCCUGGGUCACAUCUUCAUUAUCAUGUACAGGAUGUGAGCAAGGGAUAGGUUUCCUGUGUUCACGUGGAUGUCCACCGCAGGGUGGAGGCUUACUAUUGCCCUGUCACCUGAUGUCAAAGCGAGCCCUGCUUUGCAGUGGUAGUCAUUUUGGACUGGAAAUGUUUCAAGAUAAUUCUCUUUGAUAUUGCCCAUUUUAUUGCUGCUAUUGCCAUGGUAAGAGCAAGAUGCUUAUCUGAUGGCAUGAAGAAAGGUGUCCUGGAGAGAAAUUGCUUUUAAAUUCUGCACACCAACUUUCAUCCUGUGAGCCUGCCAUCCUGUUGCAAUCUGCGUUAUUCCUUAUGUAUUUCACAGCACCUUAUGAUGUUGCUCAUUAAAUUUUAUUUGUUGACACAUGUGAGGAUGAGAUAAUUAGUUACUCGCAGAGGCUGGUAGUGAGGCUGCUGGGAGAACUAUGAUUAGUUAGGGACAGGUCUGGCUGAGUGAUGUAUGUUUAACACUUAAUCAGACUGUCACUCCAUGUUAACAAAUGGAGAAUACAACAACAUGAGAAGUGAUUGUAUAAAUUCUUGGGGGCAUAACAACAGUUGUCAGCUUUAGUUGAAUAAAACAUUUUUAUUGCAGUGAAUCUCCAAGGUACAGCCUUUUAAAAUGCAUUUCAAAAGGUGAACAUGGCACAACUGUUACUUAGGUGAUUGUUUAGGUGUCCCAAAACAAUCAAGGAAAACCGACCUUCUAAUGGACAAGAACCAAUGCUUUUUGUUUGCAAAU